AUGCAGCCUUUUAGGGUAACAGUGGUCUUCAGCAUAAGAGGACAGGUGGAAUUUGCACAAACAACAGUUCAGUGGGUGUACAAGCGCCAGCCUUUUACAGCACUUAAACUUAUUGAGGAUUGUUCUGCACAACAUACUGAAUUUUACGCAGUGGGCAAGAUAAAUAACCGUGUGAUUCAUUUGGUUAACGGUUUUCAGUACGGUGAUAACGGUAUUCCGAGUGAUGAUAUCGCAAUGGUUCUUUUACCUGAUGAAGUUCCAUUCACUUGUGAACACAACAAUCGUAAGCUACUCUCUAAAGGAGAUUCGGGAAGCCCGUUGAUGUGCGAAAAGAACGGUGCGAGAUACGUGUUGGGUGUAGCAGCGUUUACAUCGAAGCGCAAAUCAGAUGCAAGACCGCUUUGUGCCGAUGAGAUAGGAGCUGACAAGUACGGAUUUUUCGAUGACAUCAGACAGCAUUUGAAAUGGAUUCGCAACGAACUAGUCAAUUAUGAACUGUUCGAUGGCCUCAAAGCCAAUUACCAAAGAUGUGCUAUUCAAUAG
Molecule: messenger RNA, 543 nt
Organism: Anisakis simplex (herring worm)
Lineage: Eukaryota; Metazoa; Nematoda; Chromadorea; Rhabditida; Anisakidae
Source: the annotation of a GenBank genome assembly